AUGGAAAGAUUUAUUUACCUCUCAGCUUUCAUUUUAUUGAGUAUUUCAAGUGUGAAAGCUGGAUGCUCAGAAUGCAAGAAAAGUGAUCCACCGGGUGUGGAAGGGUUCAACAAAGAUAAAACAGGCAAGAAGCUGAUCGUCGAGCUGCACGAGGAGUGCUUCUAUGCGGUGGAAAGGCCCGAGCACAAGGCGUCGCUGAAGCGUCGAAACCCGGUAGGCGUGUUCGAAGCGUUACGCGAGAAAUUCCCGCGGUUCGCCGAUCGCUACAUGAUGGAGGCUGGUCUGUUCAUUCGCGAUCUGGCAAAAGCCGUGGAAUUGCGCGGAGAGGCAAAAUCGCUUUGGAAGCGAACGGUCACUUGGCAUGCCGACGAGAAGCUAGUAUGCAAGAUGGCUUUC
This is a messenger RNA of Mesorhabditis belari, 396 nucleotides long. Lineage: Eukaryota; Metazoa; Nematoda; Chromadorea; Rhabditida; Rhabditidae. The record is from the annotation of a GenBank genome assembly.